AUGCAAAUUCAUAUGGGCGCCACAACUAAACCAUUACUUAAUUAUCUGAGAAUUAGAAAAGAGGUGAAAGAAGAGGCACAACUGUUUCAUUUGAUUAAUGCUAAGUUUAUUCAAAACAUUGCAUUUGGUGUGUCAGACAUCACAGGAGUUUAUACAUUCAACCACUACUGGACGACUUAA
Molecule: messenger RNA, 180 nt
Organism: Oppiella nova
Lineage: Eukaryota; Metazoa; Arthropoda; Arachnida; Sarcoptiformes; Oppiidae
Source: the annotation of a GenBank genome assembly